This is a messenger RNA of Triticum turgidum subsp. durum (durum wheat), 2058 nucleotides long. The record is from the annotation of a GenBank genome assembly. NCBI's taxonomy places the organism in Eukaryota, Viridiplantae, Streptophyta, Magnoliopsida, Poales, Poaceae.
AUGUCAGUAGAUGUGGGAUGGGAGCUACUUUGGAAGACCAUCAAUAUUGACGAAGAGAAAGAAGUGCAGAAUCUAAGAAACAUAGGGAUUGAGAUUGUCCGUAAAUGUGGUUGCCUCCCUCUUGCAAUCAAGGUUACUGCUAGUGUUUUGGCAAGCAGAGAUCGAACAGAAAAUGAGUGGAAAAAGAUUUUGAGCAAAUAUGCUUGCUCCGAGAGCAUGCUUUCUAAUGGAAUGGAGGGAGCUUUAUAUCUAAGCUACAAUGAGUUAUCGUAUCGUUUGAAGCAGUGCUUCCUUUAUUGUGCAUUGUAUAUUGAAGAUUAUGCCAUUCUCCGUCGUGUAAUUACCAGGUUAUGGAUUGCCGAAGGCUUUGUUGAGGAGCAACAAGAGCAACUACUAGAAGAUACAGCAGAAGAGUACUACUAUGAGCUAAUCCAUCGAAAUCUCCUCCAACCUGAUAACAAAUCUUUUGACCAGGCUGUUUGCAAAAUGCAUGACCUCUUAAGACAGUUUGCUUUAAACAUAUCAAAAGAAGAAUGUUUUAUUGGAGAUAUUGAAACAUUAAGAGGUGUGAAUAUGUCAAAACUACGACGAGUUACUGUUGUGAGUAAGAAAGAUAAAUUAGUGUUACCUAGAAUGAACAAGGUGGAAGCUAAGGUGAGGACGUUCUUUACUGUUCUUGGUCCCCGGAGCAUUGAGGAUACAUUGUUCAAGAGGUUUCUGCUUCUUCGUGUUUUGGUACUAAAUUACUCACUUGUACAGAGCAUUCCACAUCAUAUAGGAAAACUGAUACAUCUACGGCUACUUGAUUUUGAUUAUACUGGCAUAUCCUGUCUUCCGGAAUCUAUCGGCUCCUUAAAGAACCUUCAAAUUUUGAGUUUGAAUUAUUGUGAUGUUCUGCACAGUCUUCCUUCAGCGAUGUCGCAGUUGUAUAGUUUAAGAUGUCUCAGUCUUCUUGAUACAAAAAUAAAUCAGGUUCCAAAAGGGAUAGGAAAAUUGAAGUUCCUCACUGAUGUGCGAGGAUUUCCAGUUGGAGAAGGAAGUAAUAAUGCUGAUGUACAAGAUGGAUGGAGGUUGGAAGAGUUGUCAUCCGCGUCGCUGCUGAGGUAUCUUACAUUGGUUAACUUGGAAAGAGCAGCUUGUUGUAGUACAAAUACAAUGUUGAUGGAUAAAAAGCAUCUAAAAGCACUAGUACUAGAGUGGACAUCAUAUUCAGAAGAUAUUGGAAAAACUGAGAAGGUGUUUGAGCAGCUAAUACCUCCAGCCAACUUGGAAACCCUAUAUAUUAUUGGGUUCUUUGGUCGGCGCUAUCCCAUCUGGUUUGGUAGCACCUGUUUGCCUUCACUAGUACAUGUGAUCCUCAGAAAUCUACGAUGUGUGAGUCUUCCACCGAUUGGCCAGCUACCCAACUUGAAAUAUCUGAGGAUUGAGGAAGCAUAUGCAGUUACCAAGGUUGGACCUGAAUUCGUUGGUUGCACAAUGGCCCAUUCCAUAUGCAGUCAGUUGGUUGCUUUCCCUAAACUUGAAUGGUUAAUCAUCAGGGAUAUGCCCAACUGGGAGGAGUGGUCUUUUUUUGAAGAAGAAAUAGAAGCUGCUCUUAAUGAAAGGGGAGAGGAUGGAACUGCUGAGAUUCAGAAAGAGGAUGCCCCAUCUGCAAGGAUGCAACUGCUGCCUCGUUUGGUGAAGUUGAAACUUGAUGGUUGCCCAAAGUUGAGGGCUCUUCCGCUACAGCUUGGAGUGGACACUGCCGGAUUAAAGCACCUCGAACUAAUUGAAACAAACAACUUGAAGGCUGUGGAUGACCUCCCACUGCUCUCUGAGCUCCUUAUUAUUAAUAAAUGUGAAGGCCUUGAGAGACUCUCUAAUCUCCCUCAAGUGUCAGAGCUUCGUGUAAAUGGUUGUCCAAACUUAAGCCAUGUGGAUGGGUUAGACAGUUUGCGGCAGUUGUGGCUGGGUGAGGAUAUGGAAGAGAUCUCCCCUAGCUGGGUGCUUGGGCUUCAAAAGCAACACCAGCGGCUUCAUGACGAAGACCUGGAUGUUUACACGAUGUUUAGCAGUUAG